Molecule: messenger RNA, 958 nt
Organism: Teleopsis dalmanni
Lineage: Eukaryota; Metazoa; Arthropoda; Insecta; Diptera; Diopsidae
Product: protein late bloomer-like
Exons: 5
Coding region: 47-700 (217 amino acids)
Cellular component (GO): membrane
Source: RefSeq, a predicted model, not a curated record
UUAAUUGAAAAUAAUAAAUAAUUGAAAAUAGUAUAAAUUUACGAAAAUGGCUUGUUCGACGCAAACACUUAAGGUUUUUGCAUUAUUUUGGGAUGCAGUUUUUGCGAUCCUCGGCCUAAUAUUGCUGGGAUUGGGUGUGUAUAUUGUUAUCGAAUUUGAGCACUUCAACAAUGUGGCAAUCGUAGUGCUUACUGCCGGCAUAAUAGUUACCUUAUCUGCUCUCUUCGGAUCCUGGAGUGCGGCACGCGAAAAAAGUUGCUGGUCAAAGGGAUUUGUCGUGCUGUUGGUUAUAUUAGUUAUUUUACAAUUGCUGAUUGUCGCCUUUUUCUGGAUAUUUGAAACAUCGCUUUUGAUAAAUGUAGACAAGACAUUCGAUCAAUUAUGGCGGGAACAACCGACACCAAUCAAACCAGGAAAUGCCAGCCAAAUUGCAAGCUUAGAAAGAUGGCUUGAGUGCUGUGGCAAGACUGGUCCAAAAGAUUACCUUUUACCACCGUAUAGCUGUUAUAAUCACAACGAAAAACUCAAUGCGGAUGGUUGCCGUCAGAAAUUUUUGGAUUACGUGUCUGACCGUUGGAUAUUCUUUAAUAUCUUUGUGCUUGUUUUGGUAUUGGUUGAGCUCAUCUGUGCAGCUUUCGCAUACGUUUUGGCUAAUAGCAUUCUUAAUCGCUGGCGUCGCUCAAAAUAUUAUCCAAAAUAAAUAAUUAAGUUAUUAUUUCUAAAACGAAUACAUUUAAAUUAAUUUGUAAUUUACACCAAAGAAUUCUCAAUACUGUGCAAAUAACUGAUAUAAAUAUCUGUAAAAUAUUUGCUAGUCUACCUCAUAAGUUCAGUAGUUCUGUCUUAUAAAAAGUGUCCAAAAUGUGCCAAAACUCGUGUUCAACAUUCAAAAAUUCAUUAAACAGGAUUAAAAACUAUUCGAAAAUUAGUUUUAAGUCGAAUUUAAACGAUUUUUGUA